AGCCUGCCAGGCUCGGUGCCAGAUAACGGAGACUUGGGAGUUUUUUUUUUUCUCUUUUACACUCUUGAGUGUUAUCAUAGCGCGUGUCUUUCCUCGCCGUCACACCCCCCUUAAGUCAGCAUGGUUGCUCUCUCCUCUCAUCUCCUUUCUCCUCCUUUCCUCUCCUCUCUGUGGAUACUUGCUCCUCCAACUUGGGAACAAACUUUCCUCCAACUGUUGCGGUCUCAAACAUCCACGGUGCAGAUGUUUCCAGUCUGACCUCCUCCUUCGUCCUGCCUGGUAAGUCUGAAUGGCUCGUAAUACUGAGAGACGCUUUAAUACAGUCUUUUACAACUGAUCCGAUUCUAGGAAGCAUGUGCAAUAAACGAAAAUAUGACUUUCUUUCUGUGAGAAGUAGCUGAGAUUGUAGUUUGCGACAGUAGCUACCUUGAGAGCUGAUACCUGAAAGUUACGCCUUAUAAAGAGACGCUAAACUAUAACAGACAGUAACAAGCCUGAACACUUUGUUAUAUUAUCCGUAAGCGUUUUUAAUGUUGUCACUCAAUGCCAUGGAUGCUGGGACACAGUGUUCUAUAAAUUUGUUGGUACCCUCAUGCUCCCUUACAUAAGACCCAGACACUCCCCCUUCUUCAGACGGAUUAUAAAUCGAUGGGAAUUUUCGUUCGAGAAAAUCGCUUUAAAUUGGUCAAUGCAAAGUUUUCCCUGGAAAAAUUGUACCUUAAAAUAAUGUGAAACAUAUUGUGACUUUGCUCCAAGCCAGCCGAAAUAAUCCAGUUUUCAGUGCUCAUGAUAUGUUGAGGUCUUGUAAUUAUAGGGAAGAAAAGCAGAGGGUGAUUCAUGCUCUUCGGCUCGAUUUUACUGUAAAUUUGCUGAUUCAAAUCCUCGCAACACAAGAAGAUUCUUGCAGAUGACAGUGGGGGAAAAAGGGUUUCACAGUCAUAUCAUAGACUUAAAGUUUUCUCCUCUGUAAAGCUUAAGUUUGAAGUUUUUCUGUGCAACUCUGAUUCACAUAUCACUUAACCUAUUAUGAUUUAUUGCCUGUUGAGUCGUCAAAAUUUGAUCCAUGCUACUUUUUCAGGAUGUCUGAACCAUGGGAGGGGAGUCAAAAGAGAUGAAGAAGAUGGGGAUGGACUUGGUGCACAUACAUUCAUUGAAUGAAGGACCAAAUCACUCGAAGCAACUUUUGUGCCCUGUAGUAUGCCUGAUCAGCUUGUUGGAGUGAUUUUGUGCAAUGCUGCAGAGAGACAGAAGGACAAUUUCCCCAGUCCUGCAGAGUAAUCUGCAAACCCCCGAUUUCUACAGAUUCUGCGUUUGAAUCUGGACCCAAAAGCAGUCUUAACUGCAGCGCCCUCUUUCUCAUGCAUUUCCUGUUCAGUCAUUAACUAAUAUCAGCGUCUCCAGAUGAUGAUGAGAAAGAUGGUGACGAUAAGGAGGCUCCUCCAUAUGAAGGGAGAUGUGAUGUGCACCAUGCUGCUACUUAUGCUGUUCUGUCUGCUGCUUUAUGCUCGCCAGGUAAGGACAGAUCCAAGAAUUCUUGCUAAUGCUGAGAUGAGAUAAAGUAAACUUGCCCCUUCUUCCAUGAAUGCUACCCGUGUUUCUAGGUCUUAAUCUCUUCAGGAUGGGACAGACCCAUGUGGAAGCUGGACAUCCACGGCUCUACCAGCUCCAGCAGGACCCUGCUUGGGGCCAGUGGGGCCAAAAGAAGCCAGGAGUCUCCAGAGGUAUGAUCAGUUUAAAGCUAUGAUACUGGGUCUAUACCUGCAUCUCAGUACUAGGAUCAAGUCAUCUUUGUUUUAUGACAACCUGUUUUAGGCACAAUCAUAGUAGGUGCUUAAUGCUUGAUUUUAAUUGGUCAAAAUUCUUAGUAUUAAAAGGUGCAAUGGUUGCAGCUCUAAUCUCAGACUUCAGCUGAUUACUUUGAUUAUUCCAAACUAAAUGACAGAUUAAAGAAUGAAAGAUUAAAUGACUCAUCCUGACAUGAGUUUGCUCAUGGUGGGGAAAAGAAAAGAGAGGUAAACAGUAGAGAGAAGGAAGUAGAGGUAAAGUCAUGAAGAUGUCAGGUUAUGAUGUUAGAAUAUGUUUACCCAGAGAUGGACACAUGUACCAGAACACUUUAUAGGAUACAUUUGUGUCCAAACACGGAUGAAUGGACAGAAAAAAUGUCACAGACCCUGAUAGAGACAGAAAAAGGUCUACAGUGCUCUCACUUAUGCAGUCUGGUUUCACAUUGUUUAGCUGGAAAUGUUGAAAUGUUAAUUUUAAUGCACAUGAAACUGCUAAUUAAACCUAUUUUAGGACAUGUGAAGUUUGUUGUGAGUAAUAAGAGAUAAAGUUGCCUGAUUUCAAGAAGGCUGCAGUUACUUGUUAACUGUAUACAAAUAUCCCAUUGUGAAAGAAACAUUUUAACUGAUGAAAUAUCAUUUUAGAUCAAUUUGAUCAUUUCUAGAUUAAAGCUAUGAUUUUUUUUUCUUUUUUUUUACUAAAUAAAGCAUGAUAAAACCAGGAUAAUGUCUAGUGAGUUUGUUUUGCUGUAUCAGAAUCAAUCCUUAUCUCUUCCUAGAAAGAUGUAAGUUAAAACUUUGAAUGUGAUGUGUAUCCUUUGCUAUUACAACUGCAAAACUAUAAGACAAAAACUCACAGUUCACCUUCACUUUAAUGUAUUUCUUAUUGUUUUGCGACACCUUCUAUUAUACAGUGCUGGAGCAUUUUGGGCUUCAGUGUCUUCCCUAUGCAUCAUUUGGCAUAUGAACGGUGAUGACUUAGAUGCUCCGCUCCAAAAAGAUGACUUUGUUGUUUACUGCUUCAGUCUGUGGAGUACAUAUCAGCUAAGGACAAAGAAAUCCCCCCUGAGUGAUAGUCGAGAUGGUGAACGAGAUACUAAGUGUGGUAACCCCUGUAUUUGAUUAAAAGCUUAAGUGUGCACUGUGCAGGAAUAGUUUAGUCUUUCUUUUACUUGCAGCCAUUGUUCAUCUUUAAGAGAUAAGUGUGAAAAUCUCUGAUGUGCAUUUGACAUGAAAAUCAAUUCCAACCCAGUUUGAACAAAUAUGGAUGUAAUUUGAAUCAGCUCUGAGUCUGUGUCAUGAAACAGGACUUAGAAUGUGUAGACACAAAGACACGACACCACUCCAGUAGGUCUAAAAGACUCAGGUUCAAUGAAUCAAGCAGAGGUCGGUACAUGGUAAAUCAGUCAGCGAAGGCAGAGGUAUCCAAAAAGGGCUGAAGCAAAAAAAAGCAAGGUAAAAAAAAAAAGCAAGGAGCUAUACACGACAUGACUAUGACUAUGAAUGUUAGAACAAAGACAGAAGAGUGCAGCAAUCUGGUGACAAGACAGUGAAACACGUGAGGUUUAAUACAAGAGGUAAUGAGGGUGAUGAGAAACAGGUGGGGAGUCAAGAUCAGGCAACAAGUGUGACAAGACAAGACGGGGGCAGGGCAGACCAGACAGGAAGAAAUCAAGAAGACAGAAACAAGGGUUGGUGGACUACAAAAUAAAACAGGAAAGACACGACAAGAAACAAAACAUGAACGUGCCAAAAUAAAGGAAACCUAACUAACACACACAUACUGAAAUAAAAAAGGAAACUUAACCGACAUGACGGUCUGAUCCUCUAACUCACUGUUUUUCAGGAUGACUCUUUCUCAAUCAAAAUCCUGAAUCAUAAAACUAAGCUUAAAAUCCUCAGGAUAUGAUGCUCAUUGUACUCAUGGAGACAAUGUUGAGGUUAAUAUACAAGACGCAUCCAAACACUGUACAGUUUAUGUUGUACAAGGUAUGAAUAUUUAUGCUGCAUAUGUCUAGUGCAUCUGUGUUUGCACACACACACACACACACACACACACACACACACAGAAUGUCUCAUUUGUUUUAACAGAUCAUUAGUCCACUGAUUCACAGAUGGUCUAACACAUGCUGUACUUAAGCAGGAGGAGAUCAACAAGAAGCACUAUGAACUGAAAUCAUGAUGUUGUUUAAAGAUUUUCAUAUACAUAUCAUGUUCUGAGGAUUUCUUCCUUCCUUUGUUUCAUUUGACUUUUUUCUGAUCAACAGUUCCCAUCCAGCUCACCAGGGCCACAGCUUCCUCACUGUAAGCCCCAGCUAAAGGCUAAACCUCCUCAGGCCAAGUCCAAAUCUCAGGUCAAGUCCAAGGGGAAAUCCAAGUCGCGACGGAAAAGCGUUGCGCCAACUAAGGGUGUUAGAAAGCUGCUGCCCACAUUGCCGCCAUUUGACUUUGAGACCUAUCUGAGAGAAAAGGACAAAAGAGACUUCAAUCUGCUCAUCGAUCAGCCAGAGAAAUGUCUCAUCGGAGGAGCAAAGGAGGAAGAGAGAGGAGGAGGAGGAGGAGGGGCAAGUGAAGGGGCCACUGCUCCCUACAUGCUCAUCGCAGUGAAAUCUGUUGCUGCAGAUUUUGAUAAACGUCAGGUAAAUUAAGUCAUGUCUAUAGGUCUUUGUAACUCUAUUAUGUAUUACUUUUGUAAAAUUCCUGGUUUGGUCAGCACAGCUUUUCAGAGAAGUUGGAGCUCAUAGCCGAAAAGUUUAUGCUACUAUGCUAAAUACUGACACAUUGAAGGAAUGAUCCUGAAGGUCUCUUUACUUAGGACAUACCUAUUUACUGAAAAACUUGAAAGACUUUUUCUCAGUUUUUUUAUUGUGGUUCAGCAGCAGCAGCAGCUGUGUUUACAGCGCUCAUAAACCCAAUGUACAGAAAAGAGAUGCAUUUAAUGAGUAUAGAAACAGGGUUCACUCAGGAGGCGGGGAACACUAAACUCGAGCUGAUAGAAGAUUGGAAAUUGGACCUACUACCCCCUAGUGGACAAACAUCAAUUAAAUAAAUAGUAUUCUUUUAAGUCACUGUUUUGUGAAGAAAUGACUCUGUAUCUUUCUCCUUUUCUUUCUAGGUGGUACGCCGGACCUGGGGCAGAGAGGGUCUUUACCAAAAUGGUGUGUCCAUCCGUACUGUUUUUCUGCUGGGCGUCCCCAGGAAUCGAACUUCACUACCGCUGUGGGAUCGACUUUUGACUUAUGAAAGUCAAACCUUCAGGGAUAUUCUGCUCUGGGACUUUGACGACACCUUCUUUAACCUGACGCUGAAGGAAACACAUUUUCUGAAGUGGAUUAACAGCAGCUGUCCUGAUGUCAAGUAAGUGUUCAUACCAUAGACUCAAAAUAAAAUGGACACCGUCUGCCUCCUGGGUGAAACCACCGUGAGAACAGCACCCUCUGGUGACGAGCUGCAGUAUAGGUCAUAAAUCCCACCUUCUCCAGCAAUCCCUAUGGAGCUGUAGACAAACUUUAGAAAUUUAUUACACAGAAUAUACAUUUUUCUCCCCCCGGUUGCCAUGUUGACAUAUAGUUACUGUAGGACUGGUUUGUGCUCAAGUCCUGUUUCUUCUGUGCAGUUCCGUUUUUUUUAAGUUAUUAAGGGUUCUUGUUUUCUAUGAUUGACACUUGAUACAGUCUAUGGGUGUACAAAGAUUGCAUAGCUCACCCAGGGGAUACACAGUUUGAGCCGAACAUCAUCACUAGGGCCUGAUCAAUAUAUGGAUUUUUUGGGGCCGAUGCUGAUACUGAUUAUUAGGGGGGAAAAAAAUCUGAUUAGCGAUUAAUUGGACAAUUUUUUUUAAAAAUUAUGAAGUUAUAAAGAAUACUUCUAUACAGGAUACUAUAUACUGUAGAUAUACUGUAGGCUACUGCUCUUCACACCAACAGAAAGACCGGCUGAUCAACCUCGGACCAGAAAAGCAUUUUUAACUACCCCCCCGCCGCCAAUCAGUGCCUUCGCGUCUUAAGUCAUGUUAUUCAUUUCCUGUCUGGUCUCAUCUGGAGACAUGCAGCUGCCUCAGUAGGAGAAGUAGCUCGAUCACGUAAUGUGUACUGUUGUUAAUUCAACCGUUACUGGCACGGCUAACAGUGUAGCAAGGCUAAUAACAGAUGGCUAACUCUAACUUUAGCUUGCAUGUUACAUGGUGCUUCACCGCUAACUCGGCGUGACCGAGACCAGCACAGCGGAGAACAUCGUGAAGUGGGUUGAACUGAAACUUGUUGACUUAUUGUGUAUUUCACAAAUUGGUUUAUUUACCGUUGAGGCGGACCAUUCUCCUCCGUGCGUCCCUGAGCUGCCUGCUUCAGAUCCAUCACUCUGCUGUGCUGUGAGGUAGUUAGUGGAUGAAGAUUGUCAUGAGGUCGCUGUGCCAUCUACAGGAUAAGCAGGGGAACUUUUCAGAUGGUUGAACAUUUUUGAAUUGAAACUGAAUCUUAUUCUCCACAUUUUAUUUCUGAAAAUAUCGGCCAUAAUCAACGAAUAUUGGCCGAUUAUCGAUGAGUCUCAAACGGGCUAAAAUUGGCCGAAUUAAUCAGCUCACUGAUAAAUCGGUCGGGCCCACUCUUGGCCACUCUCCCGCCAAAUGUUACCACGCAAGUGGAGAAAAUCCCGGAAGUACUUCGAGCAAUUGGGCUUUAAAUUCGUAUAAUGACGGAAGGCGGAGCCAAGUUGUUCAUAGUAUAUAUACAGUCUAUGGUUCAUACUGUGUAAUCAAGAGCUGGUCUGACUGGAAGCUAAAAGUGACUCAGAUCUGUUUUUUCCCUCAUACAGGUUCAUCUUCAAAGGUGACGCAGAUGUGUACGUUAACAUUGAGAAUAUUCUGGAGAUGCUUCAGGGUCAAAAGCAUGAUGAGGAUCUGUUUGUUGGUGAUAUCAUAUUUAAUGCUAAACCCAUUCGGCGGCGUAGUUCCAAGUACUAUGUGCCAGAGUUUGUUUAUGGAGGGGGUCUGUACCCUAGCUAUGCUGGAGGCGGAGGGUUUGUCAUGUCAGGACUUACUGCUCGGAAACUCAGCAUGUCCUGUCAACAGGUACGUCAGACUCUAACAAUUUGGAUGCUUUAUGAUGUGUCUUCCAGGUUCUCUGAUCUAAUAUCUUUGUUUUUUUUUUUCACUUAAAGGUUGAGUUGUUUCCUAUAGAUGACGUCUUUCUGGGAAUGUGCCUCCAGAUAAUCGGGGUCAAGCCGUCACGCCACCAAGGGUUUAGGACUUUUGGAAUCCCGAGACCAUCUGCAGCGCCCCACCUGCAGACAUUUGACCCAUGUUUUUACAGAGAACUCAUGGUUGUUCACAGCCUCUCUGUCCCCCAGAUCUGGCUCAUGUGGAACCUCCUGCAUGACCCCAAUCUGAGCUGCCAUAAUAGGACCAGUCCCACAUCCUGGCCUUUUAAGUGGAAGGAGAAAAUAAAAGAAAAUGAGGACCAAGGUGUGGAUUACGAAGGGAAGCAGGUGUUUGUCACGCAUUAGGGACUCUCUGCAGGGAUCUGCGCGAGCUCUUGUGAGCACAGAAUGAUUAGAAAGCAGGAUCUAUGGCCAACUUGAAAGGCUUGUGAUGUGUUCAAAAGCACAGCUGAGUCAUAUGAGACUUUAUCCAAGCUGGCAGAUCAUCUUUGGGGAAAUGAACUGGCAAAGGCCAAAUCUGCAUCAGAUUUUUCUGAGAGGAAACCCAAAGAGAGUUCAGGCUUUUGCCAAGUACGCCCAUCUGUGCUCUAGUCUGUGUUUGGGAUCAACCGUGCGGCAAGUCCUUGAUUUGCAAAGAUGAAUGCAUGAUGAGUUGACUCUCACUGGACUCUUGGAUGUUUUAUCCUCAGAAUGUAUCGUGUUGUAAUUGUUUACACAGAGAUUUACCUACAGUAGCUCGACCUGGACUAAAAGAUUAAAUGUGGUUAGCUGGUUUAACCUCAUCCAUGCAUGAAUGUAUACCUGCGUAACUGAGACCACAGCAUUGUCAAUAAUGUGACUUUCUUUGGACUGAGCGGACACCCAGGACUGAUAAUGGCUGUGUGUGCUGAAUGAGUGGAAAGACUGCAGGGACUUUGUGUCCUCGCCGUGAAUCACUUGCAGAGAUGCACCUCACUGUGUAAUGCUGGAUAAAGGCACAAACGGUCUGUCCUAUUAUCUGCUCCCCGGAGGGAAAGAAGAAAAAGCCGAAAUGGAAACCAGCCGCACAUUAGGAACCAGCUGGGACCACAGCACUCCCACAUACUCACAGAAACAAGACAUCUGUUGAGAGUUUGUGAAAAAGCAUGGUAUACGAGGUGUCAGGCAUGUGCUCUUUCAUGCGAACACUUCGGCUUUAAUCACAAGAAUCAUGUUUUGAUUUGGCAUUUAUCACAACCUAGUUCCUACAGAUUUGAGUUUUACGUCUUUUUGACAGAACAACAGGGUCACAGUUUUGGACGGAUGCAAACUUCCGUGCCGUCUGGAAAGAACUUGCAGUGCUGCUUCUGACUAACAAAGGCUUACCACACAGAUUCAAUACUUUAGUCAUAAUGGAGAAAUCUGUGCCAGGAAAACAUCAGUCUGACUGUGAAGGAGCAAAAGCAUCUUUGAAGGGAUAUUCCAGCAUAAAUUUAAGUCAUGGUCAAACACACCGUAACACAGGGUUAGACACACCCUCAGGAGAUGAAUGUAGCUGACUGCUUGCUUCUCUAGUUAUACCAAUUUUAGUAACGACCACAUGAAAGCAAUCAAUCACCACGUGCAGCGGAGUUUCACAGCUCAAGGAAGAACAUUUAUGAUUAUUAAUUAAUUCAGAGCAAGACGCUAAGGCAGAAAAACUACCUCGUCUGCAGUGCAAAAUUAUUAAUAGGAUGAUUAUUACUUUAAGGAAAUGUUACGCUGCACUCGUUGAUCGACUCGUCAGGGCUGCCCCCACAAACAAGCGGCUGCUGGAGGAGAGUGGGUGAGUUGUGUUUGGUCUCUUUGCUAAAGAAAUCAGACAAAGCUAAAAAGAUGUUUGAUGGCUAGUGCUGUGGCUGGGACCCUAUAUGUACUGUUGGUGAAGUUAGGUGCUGUUCUGAGCAUUAUUUGUGGCUAUAGAGUGGCUCUUUGGUUGAGGUUUGUGCAUAGAGACGUAGACUGCUGUGUAUUGCCAUCAUGCGGUCGUUACUAAA
Messenger RNA from Xyrichtys novacula (pearly razorfish), 8929 nucleotides. NCBI's taxonomy places the organism in Eukaryota, Metazoa, Chordata, Actinopteri, Labriformes, Labridae. The record is from the annotation of a GenBank genome assembly.